Adineta ricciae is the source of this 3354-nucleotide messenger RNA. Lineage: Eukaryota; Metazoa; Rotifera; Eurotatoria; Adinetida; Adinetidae. The record is from the annotation of a GenBank genome assembly.
AUGCACCCUUCACGACGUAGUGGCCCGGUUACCGAUUUACACAAUGCUCAUACAGUUUCAACAUUGAUGAGAACAAUGACAACGUCAACAUUACCAUCACAACGUUCUCAACGUCACUCCUCUCGAUCGAGACUGACUGCAGAUGGAACAUUUCCAGUUCGAUCAUCAAGUAUUCAUCAGAUGGACAGUCAUGAUCACGAAUACGAACGACCGUCUCGAACGUUCGAUGCUGUUCGUUCAGCGGAUCUACUUGCACUGGAAAUCAAACUCAGCAGUAAUGAAAAGGUCAUCGCUCAUCAAAAUGCCCAAAUUGAAAUGUUACGUGAAACCAAUCGAACGCUAGAAAGGCGACUGCACGAAUUAUCGGAUCUUAAACGUGAUUUAUCCAAUAAGCAAUAUGAAGAACGUUUGAAAAAUGAUGAUCUACUUCGAGAUCUUCAUGAUAUCGAUCGUUUAGCACGAAAAGUUCAAGCAGAUAAACAAUACACCGUUGAUGCUGCGGACCGAGAACUAACUGAAGCCAAAAUGGAAAUCGAACAAAAUCAUCGUGAAAUGCAAGCACUCGAUACAAGACUUGUCCAUUUAAGCACGGACAAAAAGAGUCUUAUCGAAGAACUUGCAAUAAUGAAGAAUCAGUUCGCGGAUUGUAAUAAUGAACUUCUUCAUCUGCAAGAUAUCGUAGAUCGUUUACAAGCCGACAAAGGCAAACUUAGUCGACGAGUGUCCAAACUGGUUCAAAAUGAAAAAGAACUACUUUACGAGUUGCAAAGAUGCCGCCGUACGACUAAACCUCCCACUCCGUCCGCAUCUGGUGGCGCAACAUCAAAAAAACUUUCGCUUCCUGCUCGACUUGAAAUUCACCUUCGAAAUAUCGAAGACGAACGUGAUAUGUACAAAAACGAAGUGGAAAUUUUACAAAAGCUGCUCAACAACCAUCCACGUUGUGUUUCAUCGUCAUCACCAUCUUCUCUGAGAGGUCGGUCGUUGUCCCCGUCCGUUGCUACACGUGGAUCUGGUCGUCGCGACACAGCCACAUCACCUAUGAUGCAUUUGAUCAAACGAUCAGCUAGUAGUAUUAGUACAUCACCAACACGUUGUACUGUAUGUGGAAUUAAUCGAAAUCGAUUAUCACCAGCGAAAGAUGUGAAUCCGUAUGAAACUCAACUAAGAAAUGUCGAAGACGAACGAGAUCGUUUUCGACGAGAGUUACAUAAAUAUAAACGAUCUACGAAAGACAAAGAUUCGACUGAUGCUCAGUUAUCAAAAGCAUUACGAGAAAAAGAAGAUUUACAAUUACUAUUAAAUAAAUUUGAGCGACAUAUGGCUGAGAUUCAAGGUAAUAUUAAAGUGCUCACAAAUGAACGAGAUAGUACAAAUAUACUUUAUGAACAAGCGAAAGAAGAUUUGCAAAAAGCUCGACUUGAACUUCUACAAAACUCACAAACACCGAAAGUUUCUUUGGCAGCCCAAUCCAUUUUGCGAAAAGUCGAAAAUGAACGCGAUUCAGCGCUUGUCGAAGCACGAGCUGCAGCGAGUGAACGAGAUUCUUUACGCGAACGUCUACGAGUCGCAACCGAUGCUGGACUAACCGAACGAGCACGAAAUGAACAACGUAUCGAAGAUCUUGAAGUUGACUUACGCAAACUCGAACAUGAUCGUGAACAAAUCAUUCAACAGAACCAUUCCUUACGUGAACAAAUUCGCGAUUUAGAAAAUCAACUCAGCGAACGAUCAUUUGCCAUCACUCAGCUGAAUCAAGAGCUAGAUGAUCAAAAGAGUGCUUCCGCGCAGUUACGAUAUCUCUCCGAAGAAGCUGAACGUCUUGUUCAAGAAAAUCAGCGACAAUUGAAUCUGAAAAAAGAUGAACUUCGAGCACAAGAAGAGAAAAUUAUCAAGUUGGAAAAGAAAAUUUAUGAAUUGCAAGAAGCAAAUAAGGCAUUGAAAGACGACUUUCUCGUCGUGAGAAAUACUGUUCAAACACUCGAUAAAGAAAAAGAGCAUCUAUGCGGUGUUAUUGAUCUGAGAGCCGAUGAAAAUCUACGUCUAACACAAGAAAUCAAUGCAAAAAUACGGCGAAUCGAAGAACUGAACCGAAUAGUGUCCGAAUUAGAAUCUGCUCUAGAUCGAACGAAUGAAGACGCCAAACAAAAAUCGAAAGAAAUCACAACUAUCAGAAUUCAAAUCGACCGAAAUGCUGAGGAAUCCAGCGAGUAUCGACGUAAAUUAGAACUCAGUCUACGUGACAAUGCACGACUCCAAGAUGAACUUCUAAACACGGCACGCGACAAUCAAAAACUCCGUCAAGAUUUCGAACGUGCUGUCGAUGAUAAAGAGAGUCUGAAAUUACAAAUCCAAGAAUACAUCAAACAAGUUUCGAACUGCGAUAACAUCAUUGCUCAAAAGGAAAAUGAUCGAACCACUUUAAUUGAACAAUAUCGCGAAGCAAGUAAUGAAUUAAGUCGUGCGAAACUGACUCUCGCUGAUAUCGAAUCGCAUGCAAAUGAUCUUAAACAAGAACUACAAACCAAAUCUGCAGAUAUCAAACGUUUAACAGAACGUAUCAAUUUUCUCGAACGAGAUGUUCAUCAUCAUGCAACAGUCGGUCAAGAAUAUGAAAUUCAAUUAUCGAAUAUGAAUCGUUCACUUCAACGUAGUGAAGAAAUCAUCAAAAAAUUACAAUCAGAUAAACAAGAUCUCUUAACGGAUGUGAACAGUAUUCGUGAUCAUAAUUCUUCGAUUGAAAGCAAAAAAGAGCAAAUCAUGCGGCAAUUGACAUCGAUUGAGUUAGAAAAUGAUCAAUUACGAGCCAUCAAUGGAGAUAUGAAAAUUGAAAUCGAUAUGUUACGUACACAAAUUAGUAAUGAAAAAGCGGUUGUACAAAGUCUAGAAGAAUUAAUCAAUUCGUUACGUGAAAAAGAAUUUCAAGCACAAAUAAAUGCGAAAGAACGAGAGUCGGAAUUACAUAUCGCGAAAGAUCGUGCAAAUCUAAGUGAUCUGAAAGUACAUACUCAAAGUAAAGAGGUCGCUGCAUUGCGAACUCAGAUUCUUGGACUGGAAUCAGAUAUCAAACGAUUAAAAAGUUCACUAUCCAAUGAACGACAUGAAAAGGAAAUGGCAAUGCAAGAUCUACGAAGACUGAAUGAUCGUUCCGCACAUAUUGAAUACGAUAGUCGAUAUCGUAGUGCAUCACCUCGAAUAACCACAUCAACUUCCAAUACAAAUCUUCAUCGAUCACCUGCAAGAAGUCGUUCUCCCUCUCAUUCCGACUCAUCUCCAACAAAGAUCUCCAUCUCUCUCAAAGUUUCUGAGAUUGACGAUAAUUAUGAAGUUGCUGCUGAAAACAACGAGCAUUAA